AUGUCUGUUAGGCUGCUUGGCAUUCGACCCGACGAGGUUAUCUGGAAUUCUUUGCGUAUGAAGUGGUGGGAGCUCAUCAUGCGACGCACGGGUAUUAUGGCGCUUGUGCUCGCCGCGAUUGUGUUCUGGUCGAUUCCGGCGGCAUUUGUUGGGUUGGUGUCCAACGUCGACUCGUUGGUUCGGCUCGUGCCAUUCCUCAAAUGGAUUAAACUGCUUCCGAAACUCAUUACCGGCUUCAUCCAGGGCUUUUUGCCUGCCUUGGCUCUCUCGUUGCUGAUGGCAGCUGUGCCUUUUAUGCUUCGGGUUUGCGGACGCGCGUCUGGCCUCCCAUCGAUGCACCAAGUCGAGCUCUUUACACAAAACGCCUAUUUCGCCUUUCAAGUCGUUCAAGUCUUUUUGAUCACGACGCUGACGUCUGCUGCUUCAGGCGCCAUUACAGAAAUCGUCAAGAAUCCUCUUGGAGCGAAGGAUCUUUUAGCAAAAAGCCUACCGUCAGCCUCUGAUUUCUAUCUGUCCUAUAUCCUGAUCCAGUGCGUCCUCAGCGGUUGCAAAGAUGUUCUACAGAUUUGGCCGUUUCUCCGUCACGUCGUGCUGGCCAAGAUCACAGACAACCCGCGCAGCAGAUACAAGGCCUGGAGAGAACUAACGACCCCGGGUUGGGGUGGCAUUUUCCCCGUGUACUCUAAUAUGGGUGUGAUUGCCCUCAGCUACUCAUGCAUCUCGCCCCUGGUGCUAAUAUUCGCCGCAUUCGGACUGUGGUUUAUCCAGAUUGUCUGGAAGUACAAGCUCAUUUACAUCAUGGAUUCUACUCAUGACAGCAAGGGCCUUUUCUACCCACAAGCCCUGCUGCAUCUCAUCGUCGGACUGUACUUGGCCGAAAUCUGCAUGAUUGGAUUGUUUGCCCUCAACAGCUCCUUCCCGCCGGUCGUUUUGAUGCUCAUAUUCUUGCUAUUUACAAUGCUUGUUCACAUGUCCAUCAGCGAUGCUAUUGCGCCUCUUUUAGUCAGUCUGCCUCAGACCAUGAAGAUUGAAGAAGACAUUCAGAUUGAAGAGAAGCAAAAAGCCGAUGCUGCUGUCGCGGCGGCCGAAGAAGCAUCAGAAGCUCCUACCGGUGCCGCAAACAGCUACUACGAUGAGACACAAACAUUCGGCGAAGCAACGAUCGAAAGUGAGGAAGAGGAGGAGGAGGAGGAGGAGGGAGGGGAAGAACAUGUGGUGACAGGUACAAGAGCAAUGGAGGGGGCAAGCAGUGUUCGCUCGACAGCAAUGGAGUGGUUCAAAGGGAGCACAAAGAAAAAGAUUAGGGAUGAGUUUGAGUCGCCGUUCUUCAAGCAUUGGCUGGGCAAGAUUGGCAUCAACAUUGGCCCGGAGAAUGCUGAUAAACCAAGCUUCUUUCAACGCUUCCUGCACCCCGAAGAGUACGAGGAUUUUAUCGCUCUACGGAAACUGAUUCCCGCCGACAGCCUGCCCAACAUGGUGUAUGCGGAAAACCACAAGUACUGCAACUACACGCCGCCAGACAUGUGGAUGCCCAAACCGUCACUGUGGAUUCCGCGAGAUGACGCUCGUGUUAGUCGACAAGAGGUUGCACAUACACGCACAUACACGCACAUCUCGGACCGUGGGGCGGAGCUGGACAAGGAUGGACGUGUUAUUGUUUAUUUCGAACAGGCGCCUUGCGAUGAAGCAAGACUUCUGAUGUAA
Akanthomyces muscarius is the source of this 1704-nucleotide messenger RNA. RefSeq lists its product as uncharacterized. The record is from RefSeq and is a predicted model, not a curated record. Gene Ontology annotation, molecular function: calcium-activated cation channel activity. The transcript has a single exon. Gene Ontology annotation, cellular component: plasma membrane. Bases 1 to 1704 code for a protein of 567 amino acids. Lineage: Eukaryota; Fungi; Ascomycota; Sordariomycetes; Hypocreales; Cordycipitaceae.